AGUGAGACUGUGAGAGUAAUGUCAUGUCGCUAAUAAAUUUACCUUUUUUAGGUACUGAAAUGGAAUGUAAUCAAAUGGUUGAUAAUUUUGCUGUCCUUAUACCAUGCUCAAAUCAACUGUCAAGCCGAAUGUCCUUGUCAGCAGGUAUUGGGGAAUUUAAAUUCUAUUUAGCCGUCCGAAUGUAACCUAUUUCCAUUUAUGAAAUCGGAGCAGAAAAGCAACCACCAGAAAUAUCAGCUGUGCUUCAAUCUCGUGUAACUUGUGAAGCAACAAUAAAAUAAAUAAAUAGCUUUCUGUUUAAGAUACGAGCUGUUUCUUGUUUGCUGUUGCUUUCUGUUUAAGAUAUCUUUGACUCAGCCAAAGAUUAGUUUGAUUUUAUUAGAAUAUGUGUCUGAAAUUUUAAAAGCUUUUCUACUUGAUUUUUGAAUUAGCGGCGCCUUUGAAUUGAGUUUUCUUAUUCAUGAAGUCUUAAAAAAGAAAAGAAAAGCGUUGACAGAAUAUAAUUUC
Didymodactylos carnosus is the source of this 507-nucleotide messenger RNA. The record is from the annotation of a GenBank genome assembly. Lineage: Eukaryota; Metazoa; Rotifera; Eurotatoria; Philodinida; Philodinidae.